GAUUUGUGAAUCUCAAAUAAACAUUUAUUGAAUUAAUAAACUAAAUAUCUGAGUCUAAACAAUUAUAGAAAGUUUUUACUGAUUUUACUGUUAGUGAACAAACUAUUGAUAAAUAUUUAUCGAUUUGUAGACUUUAUUUAUAAUUUAAUCUUGUAACCAUUGUACAAGAUACUUAUUUGAUACUCACAUAUGAUAUUCGAUUUAAUAUAGGUUAUAGUUAAAUUGUAAAGUGAAUUUAUUUGAAAUAUGAGUGCUCGACUUUUAAAAGAUCCAGCAACAGCCAGCUGUCGUAUAUUCGUUGGUCAUCUUCAAACUGAUGACACAAAUAAGUUAGAAUUAGAACAACACUUUUCAAAAUAUGGAACUGUAAUUGGAUCAUUAAUCAAUCGAGGUUUCGGUUUCGUUCAAUUUGAGAAUGAAAAAGCUGCUCAAACAGCUAUUCAAAAUGAAAACGGUCAAAUGUUUAAAGGUCGUAGAAUAGAUGUAAGACCAGCGAAAAAAGAUUCCCACAAUGCCAAUUCAAAUUCAGGGAAUCAAAAUAACGAUGAUAAAUCAAAAAUACAAGGAGGGAAUCAAUUUUCAUCUAAAAAUAAUAUGUUCAAUUCAAAGAAUAAUACAUUCGGUAACACAAGUAAUAAUCAAAACUUUAAUAAGAAAAACUUUUCUGAUACUUCAUUUGAUGAUCAUCCAAAAUCUGAUAAUGAUUGUUAUGAUAAAAACUCCAAAAAUGAUAGUAUGACGAAUCAGCAUGAAAAUGACUUUCAAUCAUUUUCAAAUAAUGAUAAUUCAUUUAAUUCUAGUAAUCAUAAUUCAAGUAAAGACAAUGAAAAAGAAAAAUUCAAUUCAGGAUAUGGUAAUGAUCAAAUGAACAGCAAUGUUGAUCGAGAAAAUAAUUCAAAUAGCAAUUCGAAUAAUAGUAUGAAUAACAACAAUGAUAAUAGUAAUGACGAUGAUAACAAUAGUAAAAAUAAUAAUCAAAAUAAUGAAGGUAACAAUGAAAACUCUUCAGCUAAUUCCGGAAACCAAAAUCGGCAACAUAACAAUAAUAAUAAUAAUAAUAAUAAUAAUAAUAAUAAUAACAACAACCAAAAUCGUAAUAACCAAGGAAACGCACCUCGUCAACGGGGAAACCGAGGCGGGAAAAAUAGGAACAAAAAUCGGGGAGCUGGUGGUGGUGGCAGUGGUGGUGGAGGAGGAGGAGAUAAUGUACUUAAUAAUGGAAAUAAUUUUCGAGAUAGAAGUCCUUUAAACCGAGGUAUGCGAGGUGGAAAUGACGAAAAAGGUCGAGACUGGGAUCAUAAUAUUAUGAUCCGAAAUAACAAUUUUAAUAGAGAUUCCUUCAAUGAAAACCGUUUUGAUGAUAGAUUCAAAGAUGUCAUACCUUCAGGAAAUUAUAAUUACAAUAGAGAUUCUUUCAAUGGAAAUCGUUUUGAUGACAGAUUUAAAGAUCCCAUAAAUACUGGUAAUUACCCAAGAGGUCCUUCAGAUUAUCCUCCAAUACCUGUUUCAGAUAAAAACGAUUGUGAAAUAAUCGUUGUCAAUAAAAAUUUAACAGAAUAUGCAGAAGCAAUUGAGGCACGAUUAAAAAAAAUGUGUCUUACUGUAGACCUUUUGUUUCCUAAUGAAGAAGUACCUUUGAGUCGUGUUCUAGGAAAUAUAGCUAAUCGUGGAUGUUUAUAUGCUGUUGUUAUAACGCCAAUAAAUAUGGAACAUUAUUCAAUCACCUUGAAUAUUUUACAUGGACUACCACAAGAACAUAGAAACAUGCCGGUAGAAGAUGCGUUAAGUCUAAUUAGCCGAGAUUUUAGUAAUUAUAAAUCAGGUGGUCGAUCAGUACCAUUUAAUACACCAUUUGCAAGUGAUCGUCAUCCUGAUGCAAUUCAAGUUUUAUUAAAUAUGUUAGCUGAUAAUCACCAGUUAACUGUGUUACAAUAUGAUCGUUUGAUCAAAUAUUUGGAAGUAAAACGUGAAGAACAAGUACAAAGCGAACUUGGGGAUACAAAAGAUUUACCUACAUCAACUGCACUUGCUACCGUUAACGAUCCAAAACAAGCAGAGUUACAAUCAAGGAUUUUAAAUAUUUUGAAUAGUAAUAAAACAUCAAACACAAAUUUACCAGCCCCCAGUCCCGUGCCUGCUCCUGCUCCGGUUCCAGCACCUCCUAGCACUUGGGAAGCAGGAGUAUCUUCAACCACUACAACAUCAGUAACAUCAACAAGUACUACAGGAGUAUCACCAUCACCUUUGCUAAACGAUCCAACAGUACAGAAAGCUCUUGAUAGUCUUUUGCAAGGAAAUUUAUUAAAAAAUAUUGGAGAUUCACAGUCAACGUCCACACAACAGCCCUUAUUUGCAGCAUUUCCGAAUAUUAAUCGUUUUUAAAAUGUAGUUACAUUAGAGUUAAGUGUUUGAUUAUUCUACGAAGCUAAAAAAAUUAUUAUUUUAUCACAUUAAUAAUCAGCUAAUUAAUUAUUGUAAUUAUUCAUAGAUUAUUCAAUUUUUUUGAAUAAACUUCAUAAAUAGUAACUAUAACUAAAUUAGGAAAACCAAGUAGAAGGACAAACCGUUAACAUGUAAAAUUUAUUUUCUGUGAUGGUCUCAAUUUAUCUAUACUGGUUAUAAUUAUUGCAGUAGUGAAUAAAUAUUUUUUAUUUUACAGUGUA
This is a messenger RNA of Chelonus insularis, 2663 nucleotides long. RefSeq names its product nuclear receptor coactivator 5-like (gene Neos). Lineage: Eukaryota; Metazoa; Arthropoda; Insecta; Hymenoptera; Braconidae. Gene Ontology annotation, molecular function: RNA binding. The record is from RefSeq and is a predicted model, not a curated record. The transcript is spliced from 3 exons. Bases 247 to 2382 code for a protein of 711 amino acids.